GGUUUCUAAGUCACAUGAUUUCUUCCUCAGGUUUAGAGUUCCUUUUUAUAGAAAAUUACGAUGUGAUUAUGCCAACAAAACAGCUAGAAGAGACUUGGGACACUGGGCGACUUCGUAUGAUUGUUACUUUGCCAACAGUGUGAUCAGCGAUAGCUAUUUUUGAGUGCAGGCCAGAGAUAAUGAUAAUCUUUCAUUUCGGAAAGGGGUGCUUUAAUUUUUAAGCUUUUGCGUUCUAAUCUACCUGAUAACAGCGCACGCUGUCUCCGAGAAAUGUUCGAAAAGCUCUCUUUUAAUCUGGAUGUUUUAUAUACAUAUGUAUGUAAGUAUGUACUUCGUUAUCUUGGGGGUCGGUCAGGUUCGCAAAUAUAAGUUUAUUAAAUUAGCGAUAAGGUUUCGGCCGGUUUGAAUGACAAUUGUGCUUGAGUUACUAGUGUUGGGUGGUUAAAUGAACCUAUAGAUGCUUCUAUAUGCAGAGGUAUUUUAUAGCACCCUACGGGGCUCAGUGUGACAUGAAAAUUUAAUAGAUUUCGCAAAGCUCUCGGGCGCUUUGCUGUAGCUGCUAAGUUUGUAUCUCUAGAAGCUUUUUGAUUGCGUCGAAAGAAAUCCACUAGUUUGUUAGUUGGUACGCUUCUUAUCAGUCCAAUACUCACGAGCGCACUUCACUUUCAAAACAGAUAACAAGAACCGGUACUUGUAAUGAUGAAAUUAAACUUCCACAACGAGCAUCAAAUCAGCUCUUAAACGCUCGUAUGCAAGCGUAGAAAACUCAGUUCAACUCCAACAGUUAAGCGAGCGCGAUGGUUGAGAAGGUGAUUUUAGCCUAUUCCGGUGGUUUGGAUACCAGCUGUAUUCUGAAAUGGCUGCUGGACAAGAGCUACGAGGUGAUCUGCUUGAUGGCCGAUGUCGGACAGAAGGAAGACUUUGAGGCAGCGCGUCAGAAGGCCUUAAAAAUAGGUGCUUCAGAGGUGAUUGUCACCGAUGUAAAGGAAAACUUCGUUGAGCACUACAUCUGGCCAGCCAUACAAAUGGGUUUGAUCUACGAGGAACGCUAUCUGUUAGGCACAUCUCUUGCACGUCCCUGCAUCUCCGUCGCGCUGGUCGAGGCGGCUAAGAAGUAUGGCGCUAAGUAUAUUGCACACGGCGCCACCGGCAAGGGUAACGAUCAAGUGCGUUUUGAGUUGAACGCGUAUGCGCUGCUACCACACAUUAAGAUCAUCGCUCCAUGGCGUGAUGAUGAAUUUUGCAAACGCUUUCAAGGUCGCUUGGAUCUCAUCGAAUACGCCAAGAAACAUGGCAUACCAGUAAGUGCAAAACCCGCUGCCCCAUGGAGCACAGAUGCCAACAUUCUGCACAUCAGCUACGAGUCAGGUGUUUUGGAGGAUCCCUUCCACGUUGCACCCGAAUCUCUAUACGAAAUGACCGUCGAUCCCAUCACCAAAGCACCAAAGGCACCUAAACGCCUCUCCGUGCACUUCAUCAGCGGUCUACCUACUCGCGUAGUUGAUCAGGCGACAGGCAAAGAGUACACAAAACCUUUCGAAAUACUACAGUUCUUGAAUGAGGUAGGCGGUGGCUACGGCAUCGGCCGUAUUGAUAUCGUAGAGAAUCGUUUUGUGGGUCUUAAGUCCCGUGGCGUCUACGAGACCCCUGGCGGUAAUAUACUCUUCACCGCACAUCAAGAUUUGGAGGUGUUCUGCCUAGAUCGUGAGGUCCUACGCACCAAACAGGUUUUACGCAAUCGCAUGGCCGAUUAUGUCUACAAUGGUUUCUGGUUCAGUCCGGAGGCACAAUAUGCACGUCGUUGCCUUGAGAUUUCACAGGAGCAUGUAAGCGGUGAAGUAGUGAUUGAACUGGCGCCAGGUUAUGCGCGCGCUAUUGCCCGCAAAUCGGCCAAGGCGUCGGGCGGUUUGUACAACGAAGAGCUGGUCUCAAUGGAUGUACAUGGCGGUUAUGUGGCGAACGAUGCGAGCGGUUUCAUUGCCAUCAAUUCUGUACGCAUCAGGGAGCAUGUACGCGCUUUUGGCGAUUACGAGCUGCAUUGAGGUGAAAGUUGUGGGAAUUGUGAAAUGGACGUCUUUGCAAUAAAACUACUUAAAAAAAAAACCUGAAA
Messenger RNA from Rhagoletis pomonella (apple maggot), 2110 nucleotides. RefSeq names its product argininosuccinate synthase (gene Ass). Gene Ontology annotation, cellular component: cytoplasm. NCBI's taxonomy places the organism in Eukaryota, Metazoa, Arthropoda, Insecta, Diptera, Tephritidae. The transcript has 2 exons. The record is from RefSeq and is a predicted model, not a curated record. Gene Ontology annotation, molecular function: argininosuccinate synthase activity; ATP binding. Bases 798 to 2042 code for a protein of 414 amino acids. Gene Ontology annotation, biological process: urea cycle; L-arginine biosynthetic process.